Molecule: messenger RNA, 915 nt
Organism: Lymnaea stagnalis (great pond snail)
Lineage: Eukaryota; Metazoa; Mollusca; Gastropoda; Lymnaeidae
Source: the annotation of a GenBank genome assembly
GCGGAGUGGGUCUUCGGCCUGGUGGUCAUCCCCGUGGUCUCCCUUCCCGGGAUGAUCGGCAACAUCUCUAGCCUCAUCGUGCUUUACCGCCACGGGUUCAAGAAGACAUCCAACAUCCUCCUCGCGGCGCUGUCACUCGCCGACUCGUUUUACCUUGUGGGCGUGAAUAACAUCCCGGGGCUCAUCCACGCCUACUCCGCGGGGCGGGGCUUCCAUUUCUCGCAGGAGGUGUCUUACCUCCUGUACGGGUUGUAUCAGUUCUACCGCCUGCUCGAACUCUGGGGAAACUGGUGUUCCCUAACGCUCCCCGUCCUCAUCACACUGGAACGCCUCGUCGCCGUCUACUUCCCGUUUCAGUUCCCGAGCCUCGUGACGUCGACGAGAACGUGGGUGGCCGUUUUCGUGUUCUGCGUCAUAUGGCUGCCGGUCAACGUGUAUUACUUUUUCCUGGAGGACCUGGUCUUCGUUCAGCAGGGAAACGAAAUCGUCGGCCGAAUCGUCUCGAUGCGGUCAUGCGCGAACGAGGAUAUCUACGCAUCUGUGAAGAAGGCGGCUAUCAUCCUAAGCGAGCCGAUCCCUAUUUUCCUGGUCGUCAUGGGGUGCAUCACGGUCGGGGUCCGCGUGCGCAUGGCCAACCGGAAGAGGAAGAAGAUGAUCUCUGUCGUGGUCGCCGUCCAGAAAGCCGCGCCCGCCUAUCGCACGACGUGGACCCUGAUGCUGGUGUGCAUCGCGUACACGGUUACCAUCGGCACCGCCUUCGUCCUCGAAAUGGUCGUCUCGGUGGACUGGAACGCGGAGGUUGGCGUUGUCCUCCAGCUUUUGGUGCGUCUCGUCAAAUGCGUGCACAGCUCGUGCAACUUUCUCAUCUACAUCUACAUUAACAGGAACUUCCGGGAGACCUACAGGUCUAUUUUU